CAUUCAGCUGUGUGGAAGUAUCCCAACAGAGACAGUAGCAGGCACAACAAGGACUGGGAAGGUGAGGCAACUCAGGUUAUCAGGGUUUCUCAAGGACUUUGACAAUGCUGCUCCGCUCUAGCCGCCAAAAACCGUACGAAGUGCCUGCCUCUGGAAGGCAACUGGCUAAAGGGAGAUCUCUGCGGUGCAAUAUAGCAGCAGCUGCUGAAAAGCCAGUGUUUAGUCUGCGAAAAACAGUGAAGUGCUAUUUACUGACUGAAGAUUCAAAAACAGUGCAUUUUGACUUAGAUGAAGAUGGUCAUCAUGAAAUAUCAACCAAAGAUUCACAGUCCCAUGAAGAUAUCGCGUGGUUAAGCAUGUUCACAAGCAAUGAACCAGCAGUUAGUGCGAAAACAUGCUCUAAAAAUGUGGUGGUCCUCACACAGAGAUCAAAGCAUAAUGAAUUUGUCCUGUUGUGCAAGGGUAAAAAGCAGCUCUGUCUGAAGGUCUUAAAAGGAUGUUGUUCAGAGCCAGAUUAUCCUUCAGUGAGAAGACGCAACAGUAAAACAUGCAAGCACGAAGAUCCUGACUUCAAACAGCUGAGCGAAGACAAUCACUUUUUCAUCAUGCAUUGUGAAGGAGAGUCUGUGAAAUUCCAGUGCUAUGAAGACACAAAUUAUUUUCUGCAUGUGAAUGAUGACUCACUUGAUAUACGCAAGCCGGAUCACAAAGACCCCAAUGGAGAGAAAAAUUUUUUCUUCAGGGUAUCAUACUUAUAGAGAAAAUACUUCUUCUACCCUUCAGUGGCCUAAGUGUCCAUACAGCUCCUAUAAUAACUUAACAGGAAAGAAGAAAGGUUGAGAUAAACUAAUUUCCAUUUUGCCUUA
Oxyura jamaicensis (ruddy duck) is the source of this 866-nucleotide messenger RNA. RefSeq lists its product as uncharacterized. Lineage: Eukaryota; Metazoa; Chordata; Aves; Anseriformes; Anatidae. The transcript has 7 exons. The record is from RefSeq and is a predicted model, not a curated record. Bases 105 to 758 code for a protein of 217 amino acids.